This is a messenger RNA of Corticium candelabrum, 4147 nucleotides long. RefSeq lists its product as uncharacterized. Gene Ontology annotation, molecular function: zinc ion binding; aspartic-type endopeptidase activity; nucleic acid binding. The record is from RefSeq and is a predicted model, not a curated record. Gene Ontology annotation, biological process: proteolysis; DNA integration. NCBI's taxonomy places the organism in Eukaryota, Metazoa, Porifera, Homoscleromorpha, Homosclerophorida, Plakinidae. The coding region runs from base 1 to 3984 and encodes 1327 amino acids. The transcript has 2 exons.
AUGGCGAGUGCAGCCGCGAAUUUGAAACACGGGUUGUUGGGCGAAUUCCGAGCAGGAGUAGAAAGCAUCGACGAAUACAAGGAAAGGUUCGAGCUUUACUGCCUGGCAAACGCAGUACCGAUAGGAGACGAGCACGUAGCUCGUAGGAAGGCAAUCUUUCUAACGUCUGUGGGUGCAUCGACCUACAGUUUGUUGCGGACCUUGGUACGACCUCGCCAACCGCAAGAUUUGGAGCUUGAUGAUAUCAUUCAGCAACUGAGAAAUCACUACGAGCCAAAGAAGAUUGUCAUAGCCGAGCGAUUCCGUUAUUACAAGAGACAACAGAAAGAAGGUGAGACUGUUACGGUGUUCUUGUCAGAAUUGCGUCGUCUAGCUAAACACUGUGAGUUCGGAGACAAGUUGUCAGUUGCGUUGAGGGACCAAUUCGUGUGUGGAUUACGAGUAGAAGCCCUACAGCAGAAAAUUCUAGCGGAAACUGACUUAACACUCGAGAAAGCGGUACGAAUAGCGCAAGCUUUUGAAUCGGCAAGACAAGAAACGAUAGCUUUGCGAGGAGACACGCGCAGACACGGAUCAACAACAGACCACGAGACGAUGCAAUGGCAAGGGCACGUUCCUGAUAAGUGUCAGAUGAAAUCAAGAGAGUGCUAUUUAUGUCACAAGAAGGGACAUAUCGCAAAAGCCUGCCGGAGUAAGAAGCAAGGCGAUUUUGAGAACAGGAGCGGAGCAACGGGUACCAAGAAUACAAAGUACCAGAAACAAGCCACGUUACAAGUGGAAGAAGAGGAAGUAUGUUCACUUUAUGGUCUGGGAAGUCAGGAUGCAAUCAAAGUCAAUAUGACUGUAGCUGGACGAGAAUUAGAGCUGAUUGUUGACACGGGUGCAACUAUUACCGUGAUUCCCAGGGAGACCUAUGAGAAACAACUAUCUCAUGUCAAACUCCAGAGCAGCAACGUGAAAUUACAGUCAUAUUGUGGACAGACAUUGUCUGUACGCGGAGAAGCGGUAGUACCAGUACGCUACGGAGAUCGAGAAAUACGAGGUAGAGUAGUUGUCGUCAAUGCUGCAAAUAAGCCAGCAGUGCUUGGCAGGAAUUGGUUGUCACAACUGAAGUUGGACUGGGCAUCUUUAUUUAGCUUGAAUGUCCUGGAUCCCGUACACGAGUUUCCUGAGUUAUUCAAGGAAGGAAUGGGAAAGCUGCAAGGAGUGCAAGCGAAAAUUACUCUGAGUGCCACUGCAAGGCCAGUCUUUCAUAAGGCAAGACCAGUACCAUUUGCGUUACAAGCUAAAGUGGAUACUGAAAUCGAUCGCUUAGUCAGAGAAGGAGUACUGACACCUGUAGAUCAGAGCGAGUGGGCUUCACCGAUAGUAGUGGUGAGGAAACCUGACGGCAGUAUCAGAUUGUGUGGUGACUACAAAGUAACCAUCAAUGAAUAUUUGGGAAAUAUUGAGUACCCCACACCAAAUGCUCAGGAUUUAUUUGCUACUUUAGCGGGUGGUCGACGAUUUACCAGGCUUGAUCUAAAGCAAGCUUACCAACAAAUGGAAGUGGAUACCGGGAGCCAAGAGUAUUUAACCAUAAAUACUAGGAAGGGUUUGUUUACUUAUACCAGAAUGCCUUUUGGUAUACGAACAGCACCGAGUAUUUUCCAGAAAACGAUGGAUAUGAUAUUGUCUGGAAUACCAGGAGUUUGUUGUUUUUUCGAUGACAUACUGAUUGUCGGUUCAACUGAUGCUGAGCACGAUGCAAGAGUGAGGCAAGUAUUACAACGCCUAAAGCAAAGAGGAGUUCGGCUAAAGAAGGACAAAUGUGAAUUUGGUCAAUCUGAGGUGACAUACUUAGGUCACAGGGUAGAUCACGAAGGUCUGAAGCCUACGGAAGACAAGAUCAAGGCUAUCAGGGAAGCACCUGAGCCAAGAAAUGUGACUGAGUUGAAGGCAUUUCUGGGGCUGUUGAACUAUUACAGCCAUUUCUUACCGAAUCUGUCAAAUACUCUACAAGCAUUGUAUGAGUUACUUCAAAAAGGAAAACAGUGGAGAUGGACAAGGAAACACAGGGCCGCAUUCAAUGCAGCAAAGAACAAGUUAUUACAGUCUGGUUUUCUUACGCACUAUGAUUUGUCUCGACCAGUCAAGCUCAAAUGUGACGCAUCCCCAUAUGGAAUAGGAGCCUGUUUGAGUCACGAGUUUGAGGAUGGAUUGGAGAGACCAGUGGCAUUUGCUUCACGGACACUGUCAUCAGCAGAAAAGGGCUACGCCCAAAUAGAGCGUGAAGCACUGGCAAUCAUUUUCGGCGUUCGUCAUUUCCACAAGUUCCUCAUUGGUCGAAGAUUUACACUAGUGACAGAUCACAAACCUUUGGUCAAAAUUCUGGGACCUAAACAGGGCAUCCCAGCAUUAGCAGCAGCAAGGCUGCAGAGGUGGGCACUAAUUUUAAGUGCAUAUGAGUACAACCUGGAGUAUAUGGCUGGAGAGGAGAAUAAGGAAGCAGAUAUGCUGUCCCGACUGCCAAUGGAAGUGAAUGUCAUAGAUCCUAACCAGGAAUUGUACCAUGUGGAUUGCUGUGAAAAUCUACCUGUAACAGCAGCAGAAGUAGCACAAGAGACUAAAGCAGAUCCAAUUUUGAGACGGGCAUACCAGUAUACAUUGUCUGGAUGGAACUGGAAAAGUCACAUGGAUCCAAGGUUACAACCCUACUCACGACGGUCAGAUGAACUUAGCGUUGAAGAGAACUGUUUACUUUGGGGAACACGUGUGAUAAUACCGCAAAAAUUACAGUCAAGAGUUCUAGCAGAUCUUCAUGAAAAUCACCUGGGUUCAAAUCGAAUGAAAGCAUUAGCUAGAUCAUAUAUCUGGUGGCCGAGUUUGGACAUGACGUUGGAAGAAUUGUGCAAGAAAUGUGAAAUUUGCCAAAGUCAGAGGAAUAAACCGCCUGCUGGUAUUCCUCAUCCAUGGAUGUAUCCCACAGCACCUUGGGAGAGAGUUCACGCGGAUUUCGCAGAGUUUGAAGGUCAACAUUAUCUUAUUAUGAUUGACGCUUUUUCGAAAUGGUUGGAAGUGCAUGAAAUGGGCACUAGUACAACGGCUAGUAGGACAAUAGAGGUGAUGAGGCGAGUUUUUAGUUUUCAUGGCAUUCCAGGACGAUUGGUGACAGAUAAUGGUCCACAAUUCAGGUCAGUAGAAUUUCAGGAGUUCAUGAAAGGAAAUGGUGUCAAACACCAACUCACCCCUCCGUAUCACCCAUCGAGCAAUGGACAAGCAGAACGAGCAGUUCAAAUCUUCAAGAGAUCUAUGGAGGCACGACCUAGAGGACGCACUAUUCGACAUCAAAUAUCUAUAUUGCUGCUGCAGUAUAGGUCGACUCCAAAUACCUCAACAGGAAAAACGCCAUCCGAAUUGCUAAUGAAGAGAGUCUUACGAACAAGACUAAGUCUUGUUAAACCUACAGUUGGAGGAGAGAUUCGAGACAGACAGGAGAGCCAAACAGAAGCUGCAUCCAGACAUCGUGAGAUGUUACCUGGAGAAUCAGUGGCAGUAUGGAACCCAAGACAAGAUAGUCGGGGACGGUGGCUCUCUGGAACAGUAGUCCAGAAACUGGGACCAAGCAACUAUCUUGUAAAUGUGAAUGGUCAGGCUAGGUAUGUUCAUGUAGACCAUAUAUUACAUCGUGAUAUCAGAAGUUUUCCACAGGAUGUACAUCAGGAGCAAACUUCCAAUACUCAUGAUAGUACAGCGACUAUGAUUCCACCACAAGCUGGAAAUUAUUCCGAAGUGAAUGCUGAGAAGACAAUCUCAUCAACGGACUCUACCGGGGAAGACUCAGUACCAACUACUCCUAGCCACCCUGAGUUAACAGAGACACAGUCGGAACAGACUGAUAACAUGCCAACAAAGAAACCAAUUGAGAAGUCAACAGAGAGAGAAAAUCGACGAUAUCCCACAAGGAACAAUAGAAGACCCCCCAGGAGAUAUCGAGAGAUUUAGUGGAAGGGAGUGUAGUAGAGUAAGGGACUCUGGGACUACCCCUAGUAGUCAUUAACAUAUAUCUAUAUAGACUAUGACACUAUAUAGUACUUGUGUAGUCUGGUAUUGAUUGCGUACACACUGUAAGCGAGCUGCAAUAGAACAAUAUAUAGUCGGUAACGAC